This is a messenger RNA of Scaptodrosophila lebanonensis, 1804 nucleotides long. Its product is annotated as transmembrane protein 135. The coding region runs from base 375 to 1754 and encodes 459 amino acids. The record is from RefSeq and is a predicted model, not a curated record. NCBI's taxonomy places the organism in Eukaryota, Metazoa, Arthropoda, Insecta, Diptera, Drosophilidae. The transcript is spliced from 5 exons.
AUUCUUUACUAGAAAAGUCAUUUGAGGCAUAACUUGCAAUUUAAAAUAAGUUUAGCUAUUGUCCCAUUGAAUGUGCAUAUUAAACGGCACAAAUUGGUGUUAAUUGUGUUACAACGAAAAUAAAUCGACAAGUUCGGUAAAACCGUGAGAAAUUAGCAUUUUAUGCGAACGCCUGGUCGGUCUUGGGGCUCAUUAGAAUAAAGUCUAGCCAUUGAACCGGGAGAUAAACAAUAUAAAAAAAAACAAGUACAAAGACUUAAAGUGAACAAGGCAGUGCAAUUAAAAAGCAAUCGGCGAUAAAACGUUAAUUGCAGAACAAACUAGUCAAGUGUGUGUAUAGUUUGAAGCCUCAUUAAAAUAAAAGGAAAUUCAAGAUGACCGUUCAAAGCAAGUUGUUGGAUCCGCUUUGUAUAACCUGCAAGGACUUUCAACAUCCCUGGACGGACAAAUGUGCCAACGCGACGGCGGGCAUAUUGCUCUCUUCCACGCCCUAUUGUCUGCGCGUCUAUACAGUUGUCUAUGCUCUGUCCCUCCUCAUGCGCCAUCGCAUACCGACUCUGACGGAUCUGAGGCGCACCUUACUGGGCAUUAUACAGUCGACUGCAUUUCUAGUGACCAAUGCUUACACCUUUAUACUGUAUAACUGCCUGCUUCGGAAUGUAUUCGGACGCUAUUACUUCUCCACCGUGGCAUUCGUGCCUUGCUUCAUGGCCUCCUUCUCGGCAAUUCUAGUGGAGCGUCCGGCACGUCGUCCAUUGCUCACAUUAUACGUGGCCAAUGUAGCCACAGAGACACUAUGGCGCAUGGGAGAAUCACGCGGCUGGCUGCGUUCCCUGCCACAUGGGCAGACGAUUAUUUUUGGACUUAGCAUAUCGGCGUUGCUGUAUCUGAACCGCUUGGGCCUGCAAAAAACCAUCGCGAAGGACUCCAUCUUCAACAUACUGCGCAUAUUUGUGGGCAAGGAGGAGGCAGGUCCUGUGAUCAAACCCGAGCCUGUUGUGGGCGGCGACCAGCCAGAACCUUCCCGACGUCGUCCUACCGUUAGCUUCUCCACUGUUGCGGACUGGGUGCGCGUUUAUAGCAAUUUGAUUCGAGGGCGUCAUUCCAGUUGCCAACAUAAACAAAGCUGCGCAACGUAUGCCGUGCUUGGAGGUCUGAAGCCCUUCGUAGGCGGUGUAGCGCUGCAAGUAGCCUUGAAGUUGGUCAUGAACAUCAAGAAGGUGACACAGGGCCAGAUGCAAUGGCGCAAGCAUAUCUUCAAUAACAACACAUUGCACCUGGGCUUCUUUAUGGGCAGCUUCUCGUUCCUCUACAAGUCUAUUUCAUGUUUGCUGCGACACAGCUUCAACCGGGAUGAUGCCCUUUUUGCUAUUCCUGCCGGUCUCAUUGCCUCACUAGCAUUUACCCAAUAUCCGGAUAACACUGUGGCGCUAUAUGUAAUGUGGAAAGCCCUACAGAUACUAUACAACAUUGGACAAUCCAAAGGCGUACUACCACACGUGCCAAACUUUAUGCUAUUUCUUUACUCCUUUUUCACGGCUGUGCUGUUCCAUGCCGGCAUUUUGGAGCCAAAGAACUUGCGUCCCAGUUAUUUCAAAUUUUUGCAGGCCAUAUCAGGCGAAAGACUAAGCAAGUUCAACUUGAGUGCCUUCGACACCUUUGGCUUGAACACUCAGCAGCAGGCGUGGGACACUAUUAAAGCCCUAAAUAUUGUCAACAAAGUAGAACUGCCUGUAUUUUCGUUUGCAUCAUGAAGCGAAUCCUAAAUAGAAUUUAAAUAAACAAGCUCAUUACAUUUCUUUAA